Cotesia congregata is the source of this 714-nucleotide messenger RNA. Lineage: Eukaryota; Metazoa; Arthropoda; Insecta; Hymenoptera; Braconidae. The record is from the annotation of a GenBank genome assembly.
AUGGAUUAUAAAUUAUUCUUUGAAUUUUUAGUGCUAUUACUUCUAUCAAUCAACAAUUGUAGUGGAAAAGGACAUGGAGGGCACGGUCACGGUCAUGGUCACGGUCAUGGUCACGGUCAUGGUCACUCUGGUGGAGGUCAUUCUUCCGGCGGAUCUCACUCUGGUUCAUCAUCAGGAUCAUCAGAUUCAGGAUCAUCAUCAUCAUCAGGAUCGUCGCAUUCAGGAUCAUCUGACUCAGGAUCGUCGCACUUGUCAGAUUCUUCAGGAUCAUCAUUUUCCGACUCCGGAAGCUCAAGCUCUGGCUCUCACAGUGACUUUGGAUCUCUAGACAACACAGGAUCCGGAGGUCCUUAUCAUCGUACUCACCACGAUGAUGAUAAUCAUGCCCAUGGUUCUAAUUAUGAGCCAAUAACUGAACCUUCGUACUUUGAAUCAGAUGACUUUAAAGAGGCACAAAGACGUAGUGAUCAGAUGACUGCUGAAAUAGAUGAGUACUUCCAGCAAUUUUCUAAAGAUAAGAAACCUAAGAAAGUAAGCUUUGUUACAACAGUUCUUCCUGCUACGGAUGAUUAUACAGGAUUUUUCAAGCCCAUGCAUGAUGAUAUGGCAAAAACUCUAAAUUCACUCAAAGAUUCUAUGCACAUGAUGGGAUUAGAUUCAAAAUUUAAAGAGUUAGAAGAGAUUAAUGAUAGUUAUUUAAAAGAAAAAUUUUAA